GUGUGGUUCAAGUCGGAAAUAGUUUGAUUGUAACACGCUUAAAGUUUUUACCAAGGUCGAUCGUCGCUUAAAAAGCUCCCAAAGAUAAGAAAUGGUUUGCUGUAACAGAACAGAUACCUGGGCAAAAUCUCUCGUUACAAGAGAUGGAAUUGACAAGCUGUUUGUUGUYCAACUGAAUCGAAAACCAGACCGCUGCAUCUCAGAGCAAUACGAAAUUUUAGUGAACAACAAGCCAGUCCCACAUCAACUGACCCCAAACUUUUGCAGUCCGCUGUGUGGCUCUGGUGGAGUUUACGAAUGGGAGCAAGAUGGCCACAGUUUUAUGUUAAUGUACAGCCGACUUGGAAUACUUCGUAUGAUGCGAGGGUACAGAUUGUUCAUCGAUGGAAUUGACGUGGACACUGGCCUAGAAUUUCGAGCUUUUUUCCGCCAGAGAGGUCUUCUGCAUAUCGGGUUUGGCCUGCUUAUGUUUGUCAUUGGACUUGCUCUCUUGUUAGUGUAUUUCUUUGGAACGACCAAUGCUGCUUUUAUGUACAGYGGAAUUUCGCUAACGACUUUUGGCGUCGUCCAUUUGUUUAUUGGAGCAAUAACUUACUUCAGAAAUCGAAGACAGCCUCAGGAUAUUCCUAAUAACUACUACAGUAUGCAAGCUUAAACAGGGAAUGUAUACCUGCGGCAUGACAACGGCCAAAGUGAAUCUGAAGUGAGUAGGAUAUGGCUGUUCACCAGCUACCAUAGCCUGCGUUACAUAAAACCGGAUGUAACGCAGGCUAUAGCUACCCUAGUACCCGCCCUAGUAGUACUAUCAACGUACUCAGCUUAACUUUACAUGUAUUGUAUUUAGAUUUCUUAUAUAUAUAUACACUACCUACUGCAUCUACCAUUAAAAUAACUUUCGAUUGAUCACAUUGAUCAAAUUUAAAGGCUGUCAUUCUUUUUUUGAGUUAUCACAUGUGAAUAGCUGUAAUCUCUUUUCAAGUUUGCAGCUUGCUGGGACGUCGGAGAUGGGGGGGCUAGGGGGGCUAUAGCCCCCCCCUCCACUUUUUCAUUCCGAAAAUAAAAGUUAAGAAAUCAACGUAAAGUAUACUCCUAUUGAAUCGGGUUUUUUUCGUUUUUUUGUCUUAAUGAUGAAAUACUUAGAUCUCUUUUUUUAAAUUAUGUUAGUAGCCCCCCGCUAAAAAAACCGCUCCGACGUCCCUGGCUUGUCAUAACAUCCAAGCUAUAGAACUCAUUUAUAUUGAGAAAAAUGUAUACACGCUGAAGGUUCCAAUGAUUAUGAUAUAGUAGUAUAGCUGCACAAUCAUAUAAAUUGUAAAAAUAAAAGUUAUGAAAAGAA
This is a messenger RNA of Exaiptasia diaphana, 1336 nucleotides long. RefSeq lists its product as uncharacterized. The transcript has 2 exons. NCBI's taxonomy places the organism in Eukaryota, Metazoa, Cnidaria, Anthozoa, Actiniaria, Aiptasiidae. Bases 92 to 655 code for a protein of 187 amino acids. The record is from RefSeq and is a predicted model, not a curated record.